Messenger RNA from Rotaria sp. Silwood2, 978 nucleotides. NCBI's taxonomy places the organism in Eukaryota, Metazoa, Rotifera, Eurotatoria, Philodinida, Philodinidae. The record is from the annotation of a GenBank genome assembly.
AUGGAAGGAUUACGUAUAAGUACAGCUGUUCUAGGAGUGUUAAUUUAUUUUGCUGGAUUUAUUGGAAAUAUUUUAUCAUUUUUACUUUUCAUACAAAAAGAAUUACAUAAAGUGUCAACAGGUCUUAUUUUUUUAUUACUUAAUAUAUUUAGUACAAUACAUUUAUUAUCAUUAAUUGUUGAAUUUCUUUCAAGCAUUUUUCAAUUUAAAGUCUUACCAUACAAUAUAUUUCGAUGCCAGUUUACAUUAUGGUUACAAAAUGCAACACGUACAGUUUGUUCAUUUUUAGCAACUACGGUAGCAAUUGAUCGUUUUAUACGUUCAGAAUACCCAAUUCAAUCACGUGCAUGGUGUACAACAAGAAUUGUUAUUAAACUUUUUGUAAUCUAUUGCUUAUUUUCAAUGUCAUUAUAUGCAUUUUUUUUCCAUCCACUUAAUGUAUUAGAUAGCAAUGAUCACUGUUCAUUUUCAUAUGAUGAUACAUUUCGUCUAAUUGCUCUGAAUAUCAUGCCACCAAUUCGCUUCAUAUUAAUUUGUGUUAUGCCAUCUAUUCUUAUGAUUGGAUGUGGUGGUCGAAUGCUUUAUAAUAUUCAACAGGCAAGAAAACGCAUUGUACAACAAAGAUCGCUACAUCAUGCACCUAUUGCAACUAUGACUAUUCCACUAUCUACUCAAAAUAAAAGAAAUGAAAACCGACGACAAACAGGAACUAUUGAUCGUAUGUUACUUUUGAUGGUUUUAUUAAAUGUAAUAGCAUAUAUUGUAACACAAAUACCAUUCAGCAUUUAUACACUUUAUUAUGGUUAUGAGGGAUUAGAUAAUUUUACAUUUUAUGCAUUAAUGCGAGCAUUUCUUCUCGUGUGGAGUUCAGCCUAUUUUGGUAUUGGUUUUUAUUUAUUCUGUAUAGCUUCAUCACAAUUUCGAAAACAACUUCUAACAAAAAUUAAAAACCUAUGUAUUUGUUAUUGUCCUUUGUAA